Messenger RNA from Eublepharis macularius, 933 nucleotides. Its product is annotated as olfactory receptor 13H1-like. Gene Ontology annotation, molecular function: olfactory receptor activity; G protein-coupled receptor activity. Gene Ontology annotation, biological process: G protein-coupled receptor signaling pathway. The coding region runs from base 1 to 933 and encodes 310 amino acids. The transcript has a single exon. Lineage: Eukaryota; Metazoa; Chordata; Lepidosauria; Squamata; Eublepharidae. The record is from RefSeq and is a predicted model, not a curated record. Gene Ontology annotation, cellular component: membrane.
AUGGGAUCUCCAAAUGAGACAAGGGUGACUGAAUUCAUCUUGAUUGGGCUAUCCGAGCACCCCAGAGCACAGGCUGUGUUCUUUUUCUUUCUCUUGAUGGCCUAUCUCAUCAGCCUUUUUGGGAACGGCCUCAUUGUCAUAUUGAUUAUUGCAGAUUCCCAUCUUCAUACACCCAUGUAUUUCUUUCUUUGCGUCCUCUCCUCUGUAGACCUCAUCCUCGCCAACAAUGCACUUCCUGAGAUCCAGGUCAACUGUUUCUUUUACAGGCCCACCAUCUCGUUCUACAGAUGCUUGGUUCAGAUGUAUGUUGGUCUAUUACUUGUUGCAACGGAAUGUGUCCUUCUGGCCAUCAUGGCGUAUGACCGCUUUGCAUCUAUCUGCCAACCACUCCAUUAUAUGCAGAUCAUGAGCUGGAAAUUUUGCAUCAGUUUAGUGGUUGCAUCUUUAGGCCUCUCCUCACUGACAACCUUAAUCAAUGUAUUGUUGCAGCCAACUGACUUCUGUGGACGAAACGUCAUUAACCAUUUUGCAUGUGAGCUACAAUCAUUCCUCAAACUGGCCUGCUCUGACACACACACCAGCGAGCUCUUCAUGCAUGUUUCUAGCCUCUUUCUCCUAAUACCCCCCUUUGGCUUCAUUGUUGUGACAUAUGGGCGCAUAGGCUGGGCUGUAAUACUCAUGCGCUCAAAAGAGGGUCGCAAGAAAGCCUUCUCCACCUGUAGUUCUCACCUUACUGUGGUCAGUGUCUUUUAUGGUACUAUUAUGAUCAUGUAUGUGAAACCCCAACCAAAAUCUACUUCCGAUCAAGAUAAGAUCAUCUCUUUAAUGUACGGAGUUUUAACUCCCAUGCUCAAUCCUUUGAUCUACAGCUUGAGAAACAGGGAUGUGAAGGGGGCUUUCUGGAGAGUGUUUGGAAGGAAAAUGUCAGAAUAA